Molecule: messenger RNA, 201 nt
Organism: Laccaria bicolor S238N-H82
Lineage: Eukaryota; Fungi; Basidiomycota; Agaricomycetes; Agaricales; Hydnangiaceae
Exons: 1
Coding region: 1-201 (66 amino acids)
Source: RefSeq, a predicted model, not a curated record
AUGCUUGGCUUACGGUGCGUACAGACAUUGCAUUUGCAUCUAUCACGGACAGCCCCCUUAGGCUCUUCCCUCAGGCCUAGGGCAUCUGCAGAAGAACUCGACACACCGUCAUCCACUUCCUCUCAUCGGUUCUUGGACAGGAUGACGGGAGAACCUACGCCCCUCCAAGAGGGCGUGGCCACUAAUGGGGAGGGGUGUUGA